AUGGGGAGCCCGAAUUCCCUGUCAAACAAGCCCGUUGCGGCAGUCGGGCUUGUGGCUGCUUGUUUUUUUGUCGCGUGUCUGAGCGGGUUAUCGAGGGCUAAUGCCGCGGGAACAAUACAAGCUGCAUGCACUCACGAGAAUCAGAUGACCACUUGUGUCUGCUCAGAAAGAUCGGUUGGGCGCAAAGAAGCAAGCGGCUCAACGGACACACCAACUUUGUCAGAGUCGAGUAACGGAAUCACUAUAGUGUGUCCUGCAUCGACAUUCAAGUUUAUGCCCAAGAAUGCGUCAGACGUAUGCGUUGCAACAACAAAACAAAAAGAGACCCUGCAGUCGUGUAAAAGCGAGACCGCCAAAACUCCCAUUGAAAAUUUCCUGAUUCAAGCCACCCAGGGCAACGUCCCCGCAUGGACGACGCCGACUCCGACAACCAGCAAUCAUGGUCACUCCCUAAUCCUUCCCCAAGAGACAUUUCCGUUGACUGACAAAACAUUUUUCGCCGGCUGCCUAAACACAGGAGCCAAGAAUGACGAGUGCGUGGUGAAGGUCAGCGUCAAGGCCAGGACCUCGGCUGUGAAAGACGGUGUCUUCACUUGCGCCUACGGCGAAGAGAGCAACUCGUCUGUUCCAGAAGUAACACUGAAUUCCGAAAACAACUCGCUGACUAUCCAAUGCGGCGAUGAGGGACAGAUGGAGCCGACUCAGCAAUCCUUGACUGCCUACCACUGCGUCGGCUCCAACACAGAUGAGUGCAGGAUCGUGAACCUCACUGAUGUCAUGCCGACCUUCACAUCGAGCUGGUGGACAACGGAUGAGCUGAACUCCAAGGCACCGAAACUGGUGAUUCCGGAAGACGGCUUUCCUGCCCAGGAAGAAACGAUUCUCUUGGGAUGCAACCUAAACAACAACGUCUCGAGGCAUGAGGACGAUAAUGGAACCACAGCUGCUCAGCUGCCGACAUGCAAAGUGAAGGUGACACUUGCCGCGAGUUCGUCCGGGUCCCAGGCCUCGAGCGUUUCCUUCCGCGGAUUGUUUGUGUUGGUCUUUGUUCCCCUUGUUCUUCUUGGCACAUGCUGA
Molecule: messenger RNA, 1077 nt
Organism: Neospora caninum
Lineage: Eukaryota; Apicomplexa; Conoidasida; Eucoccidiorida; Sarcocystidae
Product: srs domain-containing protein
Exons: 1
Coding region: 1-1077 (358 amino acids)
Cellular component (GO): membrane
Source: RefSeq, a predicted model, not a curated record